UCCAACCACCUAGCCACCCACCGCUUUGCGCACCUCUGGCUCCAUGCGCCUCUGGCGACGCUUUGCGCUUGGGCAUGUCCGCCGCGUGCCUGGAAGUCGGAGACUGGCGACAGAACGACCGCCACCCAAGGCUUUCAAAGGCUCCAACAUCCAGGCAGGGUCACCAUAUUCCAAGGAGCUUCGCUUGCUCGCGCAUGUCUUUGAAACUGCGACGGCUGGAGAUCCCAGCUCCGUCUGCGAUGCCAUCGAGCGCUUUGGCGAGGAUGUUUUGAAUCCCGCUGGUCAGUGGCUGAAGGUGGCGGGCCGUCAUAAGACCACAGUGCUGAGCAAAGCGAUGAAGAACUGUCCCAAAGGUGGCAGCAUCCUUGAAAUCGGCACCUACUGUGGCUAUUCCGCCCUCCGCAUGGCCAUGGCUUUGCCCGGUGCCCGGGUGGUGUCCUUGGAAGUGGACCCGGCUCACAUGGUCAUCGCGCGGAACAUGGUGGCCUAUGCCGGCAUGGCGCACAUGAUCGACAUUUGGACGGGUCAUAGCAAGGACGUCUUGCCACGCUUGCCUCAGAGGUAUGGCGGGCGACACCAGUUCCGCCUCGGUGGGGUCUUUAUGGACCAGAAGGGCUCCCGAGAUUCGGAGUUUGCUUCGGAGAUCUUUUGGUGCUUUUCUUGUUUGGCUUCGUCGUGGCCGCGCGGUGGUCAGGUUUGUCGGUCCUGCGGUUCGGUUUGGGUGUUGGGACUGGGUCUCAGCAGGGUGGGCGGAGACCCCACCCAAGGUUACCACGAGGAUCUCUCUGUGAUUGAACAGCUGGGGCUCUUGCUGCCCGGUGCCGUGGUUGUGGCGGACAAUGUGCUGAAGCCAGGUUCGCCCUUGUUUCUUUGGAGGCUUUGCAAGGGGUCGGCCUAUGACAACCACAUCGUCCGAGUAAAGGAGUUUGCUAUGCCCUCGGAGGAUUGGAUGUCUGUGAGCGUGCUGCGCCCGGAGGCCGCGGUGGAGAUGGAGUCGAUGUCGGUCGAGGUGCCCACCGUGGAACGCGGCAAAGGGCAGGCGCCGCAGGGCGCUUGGCCUGUGCCGCCGGAGGAGCUCAUCCAGCUGCAGUGGGAGUCAGACCGGAUCCGCGCGCAGGCCACUCGGCCAGGACGUGGUAGUGUUAGCUUCGCAGAAUGGGCCAGCUAUGCCGAGGGAAUGAAGGAGAAGAUGGUAAAUCAUGGCAUCUUUGAAACAGAGGAUGCUGAACAGCUGGAAAGCGGGGCCGAACUGUUCUGACCACCGCUCUGGAACCCGCGGUCGGCUGCCCGGUGUUCACGCCGCUCGGUCCACGCGGCACGCGGACCGGACCGGUCUGCCGUCGGACGCCUUGCGAAAGAGCGAGACG
Durusdinium trenchii is the source of this 1367-nucleotide messenger RNA. NCBI's taxonomy places the organism in Eukaryota, Dinophyceae, Suessiales, Symbiodiniaceae. The record is from the annotation of a GenBank genome assembly.